GACUAAUAUUCGAAAUUGGCGCCUAAGUGAAUUUGCGCCACGAAUAUUUCUUCGGUAUAAAUAAGCGCGGGCGAAACUAAUUGGACAUAAUCAAAGUCUUACGUUAGUGGUGCAAACAAUUCAAGAAACUAGCAAAAAUGAAACUUUUCGUUGCUGCCUCCUUCGCCUUGUUGGCUUUCGCUGCUGCCGAUGUUUCUCACCUGGGCGGUGGUUACAAUUAUCCUGCUCCUGUGCAUGAAGCUGUACGCUCGCAGCCGAUUGCUCCCCAAAACACCUACAUCCCACCCGCACCACCAGCGCCAGCACCAGCUCAGGGCUACAGCUACCCAGCUCCAGCUCCAGUUCAUGAGGCUGUUCAAUCCCAACCGAUUGCUCCCCAAAACACUUAUAUCCCACCUGCACCACCAGCACCGGCACCAGCUCAAGGCUACAGCUACCCAGCUCCAGCUCCUGUUCAUGAGGCUGUCCAAUCCCAACCUAUUGUUCCACAAAACACCUAUAUCCCACCUGCACCACCAGCACCAGCACCAGCACCAGCACCAGCUCAAGGAUACAGCUACCCAGCUCCAGCUCCAGUCCAUGAAGCCGUGCAAUCACAGCCAAUCGCGCCACAAAACACCUACAUCCCACCCGCAGCACCAGCACCGGCACCCGCUCAAGGUUACAGCUACCCAGCUCCUGCACCAGUCCAUGAAGCUGUCCAAUCCCAACCGAUUGCUCCACAAAACACUUACAUCCCCCCUUCAGCAUCACUCGGUCAAGAUGGUUACCGUUACAAGACCGUCCGCCGUGUUGUCUACAGACGUCGUUUCUAAAUUCUGAAAUGAUCCGAACGCUCUGAUAAUUUGACUGAUUUUGUUACGAAACACCUGAUAGAUUUAAAUAAACGUUGUUGAAAUAUUUGAUAGAA
Zeugodacus cucurbitae (melon fly) is the source of this 910-nucleotide messenger RNA. Its product is annotated as skin secretory protein xP2-like. The record is from RefSeq and is a predicted model, not a curated record. The transcript has 2 exons. NCBI's taxonomy places the organism in Eukaryota, Metazoa, Arthropoda, Insecta, Diptera, Tephritidae. Bases 138 to 815 code for a protein of 225 amino acids.